Tilletiaria anomala UBC 951 is the source of this 1759-nucleotide messenger RNA. Its product is annotated as Clavaminate synthase-like protein. Gene Ontology annotation, molecular function: dioxygenase activity. The transcript is spliced from 7 exons. The record is from RefSeq and is a predicted model, not a curated record. The coding region runs from base 193 to 1446 and encodes 417 amino acids. NCBI's taxonomy places the organism in Eukaryota, Fungi, Basidiomycota, Exobasidiomycetes, Georgefischeriales, Tilletiariaceae.
CAUAUCUUGUGUCUCCUCACUACCUCUAUCCUCCUUCGUUCAAUCUUCAAUUCAAGCACACAAUCCAUCGGCGCGGGCACCUGACCCUACGUCUUUUAGUGCAAGCCCGCAUUUUUCUACCUGCAACUGGAAGUCCAGUCGGUCCAGAGACACCUGUGGCAGGCCAACCCAUCGCAAGUCAACCCGUCCACAAUGAUGACUGUUCGUGUCGGGGUCCCACUGCGGCGUGCAGCCGUAAGCUCUCCUGUCGUAUCUCAAGCGAGCAAAGUGCGCUGCGUGGAACAUUUGUUCCAACCACGACCAUUGCAAAAGCUGAGCACCUCCCCACUUCGCUCGAUCGUACCCAGCUCUACCUCCACCACCUCUGCUUCCAUCGUGAAGCACGCAUCAGGCACAGAUACCCCAGUCGGUACUCAACCACCAACACCACCUGCAGAGGCGCAGGUACCCGCGCAUUCCGAUGCUCAGUUCCAGAUCCCGAUCAUCGACUUUGCCAACUUCUUGCAACCGCAGAAUAUCCUCGACAAGGUCCAGGUCGCGGAUCAGUUGACUCAGGCUUUCAAGGCAAGUGGCUUCGUCUAUCUCAAAGGUCAUGGUAUCUCUUCCGGGCAGAUUGCGAAGACAUUCAAAGCGUCUGUUGACUUCUUCAAGUUGCCGCUCGAUGUUAAGAACAGUCUUGCUUGGAAAGAUCCAAGAGCGAACAGAGGCUACGUCGCCGAAGGUCGAGAGCGCGUGACGCAAGCCACAUCAGCCGAGGAGAUCGCCGCCUUGCGUGCCCAGACGCCCGAUUGCAAGGAGAGCAUGGAAAUCGGUAAGGAGGAUGACCCAGUCUGGCGCAACGAGUGGCCGCAGGAGGCCGCUUUACCCGGAUAUCGACGUACAAUGCUCGAUUUCCGUCAUACAGCCCACGAGCUGCAUCUGCAAAUCAUGCGUGCGCUGGCGAUCGGCCUGGGGCUGUCGGAAAGCUUUUUCGACGACAAGUGUAACGAAGAGUGGCACACGCUCCGUCUGCUGCACUAUCCUUCUGUCCCUGCAAAAGCGCUGGAAGGGGGUGGCAGCAGAGCGGGCGAUCACAGCGACUACGGCUCCAUCACGCUGCUGUUUCAAGACAAGGUUGGCGGCCUGGAGGUACAGAACCCGAAUACCGGCACCUACAUCCCUGCCAAACCUAUCGACGAUACGAUUGUCAUCAAUGUAGGCGAUCUCCUUGCUCGAUGGUCAAAUGACACGCUCCGCUCCACUCUGCACCGCGUUGUCGCUCCGCAUGCGCAGUCAUCGACCAGCAUGACGCCGACGCGCUACUCGAUCGCAUAUUUCUGCAAUCCCAAUGAGCACCAGCUGGUUGAGUGCCUGCCGACGUGCUUUGAUGAGAAGAGGCCAAAGCGGUAUGAUGCCGUCACUUCUGGAGACUACCUCGAAAAGAGACUGGCUGAGACAUACAGCUGAUGUAUCCCCAGAGAGUGCUAGUGCGAUCCUCGCAAUGAUAGUACUUUCGGGGAUAGCAUGAGAAGCUGAGAAAUGUGCAUUGGAUCUGGAUCAGCCCGCGACGCUUUUCAUUGCGAUCGUAGAGACCACCAAUUCCUCUAGCGCCGAGUCUGAACCCUUGACUUCGGCCCCGAGGCUAGUGUUGCUCAGUUUGUAUGCCUUUCGUAUCUUGUCGACAUCGGUAUUCGCCGAUAGACUUUGCACAAGACCUUGCGUAUCGGGCUUCUGUUGUGCGAGGGAUACCAUCUGCUCGAGUAAGGACUUCUUGAAUGUA